Messenger RNA from Pogonomyrmex barbatus (red harvester ant), 709 nucleotides. RefSeq names its product POP5 ribonuclease P/MRP subunit (gene Pop5). Gene Ontology annotation, biological process: tRNA 5'-leader removal. Gene Ontology annotation, cellular component: ribonuclease P complex. Gene Ontology annotation, molecular function: ribonuclease P RNA binding. The record is from RefSeq and is a predicted model, not a curated record. Lineage: Eukaryota; Metazoa; Arthropoda; Insecta; Hymenoptera; Formicidae.
AUGAGAAUAAAGACUUUAAACAGUGUAGCGUUAUCAGCUAAUACGUCUUUAAUCCAGCGGUGCACACAUAUAUAUGUUUUUACAAUAACACCGCGUGAUAAUCAAGAUGACAAGCAGGCAACAUGGAAAAAUACACAUGUAUGUAAUGCAAUUAAACAGAAGGUACAACAACUAUAUGGUGAUGUAGGGGUUGCAGCAAUAAAUGAUGGCUUUGAUGCAAAGUAUUGCAAUGCACAAACAAAAAUAGCAAUAAUGAGGACAAGACAUGGGCCUCAUAAAUUUGUAUUGCAUGCUAUUCCAUUGAUAAAUGAUGUAGGCUUUCGACGGGUCAAAACGAAAAUUCUAUAUGUAGGAGCCACUCUCAAGCACUGCUUUCUCUUUAUCAGAAAACAUCAAGAAAGAAAAUUGGAACAGUUGUGGUCAAAAUUACAGACAGAAUCUGAGAGGAAAAAGAUGGAAAAUCUUCUAAUGACUCUAACACCUGCUAUGAAGGACUUCAAGUAAAAAUUAUCUUUAUAGAUCUUAAAAAUUAUCUUUAUAGAUCUUAAUUUCUGUAAAUAAAUAGAGUUUAGUAACUUAUGAACUUAUCAAUAUUUCGUUCAACUAUAAUGUUGAUAUAGAAACGUCAACUUUUUGAUUAUUAUUUCUAUAUUGUUUACAUCAGUAGUGCAACAAGCAACAUUAGUAAAUUUAUUCUUUUUUUUAUUAA